Messenger RNA from Pelobates fuscus (common spadefoot toad), 1031 nucleotides. It is a transcript of the gene ARL2, whose product is annotated as ADP ribosylation factor like GTPase 2. Lineage: Eukaryota; Metazoa; Chordata; Amphibia; Anura; Pelobatidae. The record is from RefSeq and is a predicted model, not a curated record. Gene Ontology annotation, molecular function: GTPase activity; GTP binding. The transcript is spliced from 5 exons. The coding region runs from base 32 to 586 and encodes 184 amino acids. Gene Ontology annotation, cellular component: microtubule cytoskeleton; cytoplasm. Gene Ontology annotation, biological process: protein folding.
UCGACGAGGAAGCUGCUGUUUUGUAGGCAACAUGGGGCUGCUGACCAUCCUGAAGAAAAUGAAACAGAAGGAGCGGGAAGUCCGGCUUCUCAUGCUAGGUUUGGAUAAUGCGGGUAAGACCACCAUCCUAAAGAAGUUUAACGGUGAAGAUAUAGACACCAUCUCACCAACAUUAGGAUUCAACAUCAAGACUUUGGAACAUCGAGGUUUCAAGUUGAACAUGUGGGAUGUGGGAGGCCAGAAGUCCUUGCGCUCUUACUGGAGGAAUUACUUUGAAAGCACUGAUGGUUUGAUCUGGGUGGUAGACAGUGCUGACCGUGCACGACUGCAGGAUUGUGGGCAAGAAUUAUCAGGGCUACUGCUGGAAGAGCGAUUAGCAGGAGCAACAUUAUUGGUGUUUGCCAAUAAACAGGAUUUGCCUGGCGCUCUUUCCAAAGAUGCCAUCCGAGAGGCAUUGGAGUUGGACAACAUUAAGUCUCAUCACUGGUGUAUUCAAGACUGCAGUGCAGUAACUGGGGAAAACCUUCUUACUGGUAUAGAUUGGUUAUUGGAUGACGUUUCCAGUCGCAUAUUUACAGCGGACUGAAUGAUCCUGGAAUUAGAUGGAGACAAGUGGAAUGAAAAAACACUUAUUUAUUUUUCUUUAGACAGUUAAAAAGCCUAAGUGAGCGGUAUAUGGCAAAAUUAAUAAAGAGCUGAGCACUUACAAGACUAGCACAGAUGGGAUCUGAUAUAAUCAAGAAUAUACAGAAAGAGGCUGCAUGCUCCUACUGUAUGUAGAACAGGGUUGAGAAUUUGGAUUUGUUUAACAUAGAAGGGAGAUUAGAUAUCUCUUACCCUUCUAAAAUCUAACUAAAAUAAGUCAAUAAUAUAGUCCUAAACAUUUCCAUUCAUCGAUGUUAACUUCAUUUUAAAUAUCGCUUGUCUUUAAAGUUGGAAUAAGAACAUUAGCUGCUUACAUAUUAAUUAAAUCUAUUCAGCAACAUAAUGCAUGGAUGCACAUUUCCUCCCCUCCCCCCUUUCCCCCCCUC